CAGGGCUGCUGUCGAUGCACGGGAAGGACCAGUCAGAAAGCAGACCGGUCGAGGCUGCAGUGUCUGCUCUGGUUACAUCUGUGCCUGUUCUGUUUGGAAAAACCUGCCCAGAUGGAACAUGGAGCCUCCAAAAAGAGGCAAUAUCUGGAAAAACUCAGGUGUUUGGUAAUCUUAUCAUUGCCCUGCAGAAAGCCUGGCUCUCUUGCCCUCCCCCCCCCCAUCUCCUGGGAGUCCUGGCCAUGACAGAUGAUGUCUCCCACCUUGAAGGCAGGGCGGGUGGUGUCUGUUCUCACUUGGUGUCUUGAAGAAGCUUGUUUCUGAAUUGCUGAGACAGCACGUUUCUUGCACUGACCCUUUAUCUGCCAACAUGGAGCUUGCUGUCGUUGCAAUCUUGUCUGUGUGGGUAUCAAUCAGUGAGAUGUGGAUUGUUGGUUGGUAUGUAGAAAGGCCUUUUCACAUGAGCAAGUAGGCUUCACUGUGCCCUGCACUGGAUCCCUGGUAAACCAAAUGGGCUUUUCACUGGGUUGUUUCUCACAAAUAAUAGUGUGUGAGAUAUGUCAGAAUGAAUGAGUUUUGGAAAUAGCAACAGCUGGUGUGUGGAUUUAACAUGAAAGGAAGCAAUUUAUAUGGAAACAGUCACUUUGGUAGUGUGUUGGCACUGAACUGACAUACCUCUGCUUUCAAGACAGAAUAAACACUAUUAAUGGAAUUGUAUAAAUAUUAUUAGGGAGACUAGAACAUUGCAUUGGAUUAAAAAUUGUUAAAAUAAUCUAGAAGGGUUUUGGCCAAACUUGCAGACCAAAGAAUUUCAGGGAUUUUGAACACUGAAAUUCACACAGCCCUACAUUUGUUUGAAUGCUUCAGAUUCAUUUAGUUUUGGUUGUUUUCACUAACUACUUCAUAUCUAUCAGGAACAUGUUUGACAAACCGAACAGGGAUGCUUUUCAAGUGGUUGUGCACUUCUUGUUGACUAAACUGGAUCACUCACGCUCAAUGGAUGUCUUCCGAUCUUGCUGCCCUCCGCUGGAUAAAAAGGGAGAUACUGAAUUCAGGAGGCAAUGCUGUGAAUGGCUAAAAGAAAUUUCAGAUGAAUGUGGAAACAACUUUCCCCCAGUUGUAGCCUCACUAUUUCUUAGUCCUGGUGGUCCCAAAUUUAUUCAUCUAAUGUAUCAUUUUGCAAGACAUGUAAUGGUACAAGAUAUGAAAACAGACUGUGAAGGCACCAAUAUACGUUUUCCAGAAGCUGUGAAUUCAAGGCCUCGUAACUCAUAUGAGGCAGCAGCAAGAUACAGAGUGGUGUUUAAUAGGUUUUUACAGAUUACACAAAAAGAAGACUUUAUAAUUCGAGAGUACCAGAGAAAAGUAAAAUUAUUUACUAAACAAAUAAGAGAAUCAAGAUCUCAAUGUAUAGAACUGCACAAACUGCUUCAGAAAAUAGAGCAAAAUAACCUAAAGCAAAGUAACACAGAAGAGAAAGUUCAAAAGGUUCGCUCCAUGUGGGCCUCUGUAAUGGAAACCCUUACAUUCUUGGAAAAAGAGAAAGAAGUUGUAGAUUCUAUUGUUGCUGGUCAUGUGGACCAAUAUACUUUAGAUGGAACUAAUGUCACUAUCAGCGUCCCAAGGCUGCUGCUUGACAAAAUUGAAAAUCAAAUGUCCGACUUGCGUAUAGGAAAUGUAUAUGAAGCUGGAAAACUAAACCUGUUAACAACCAUUCAGUUAUUAAAUGAAGCAUUGAAGACUUUAACCCAGGAACGUGAACAAGUGGACAAGAUGGCACUAAAGUUGGAUCUUGACUACAUUGCAGCCAAGACCAAAUCUCAAAAUAAAAUUUUGUUGGAGCUUCAGUCUAUGAGGCACAAACUAAAGCAAGAGGAUCAUGUGUCCAUAGUGGAAUCAAUUGCUGAAAAACAAAGAGACUGGGAUAUGAAGUGGGAAAACUUCCUUGGUCAGUCUCCCUUCACUUUAAUUAAAGAAGAGAAUCCAGUACUUGAUUUGUUACCAGCUAUGUCUCCUCUUUCUUUUGAUCCUGCAACAGAAGAGGCUUAUAAAAGCAGUGUUUUCUGUCAAUAUCCAGCAUCAAUUCCAAAUGCACCUAAGAAGUAUUGUCAAGCAAAUGAUAACAAGGAAGAGGAUGCAACACUGGAACGUAUAAUGGAGACACCAUCUACAGGAAGGAUGCUCUCUCGCUUGCAGUCAACUACACCCCGCCUUUUCACAGCUGAACCUACCAUUGCGGCACUUGAAAAGGAUGUGCAUACUGCAACUCCCAAAAGGAAAGAAUGGUCUGUUACUCAAAUCUUAAAAUAUGGAAUACACAAACCUAGACCAAUAGAAACGUGGAAGAGUGGAAGCACUAGUGUACUCCAAUCACCAACUGCAGUUAAAAGAGAAGAUGCUGUUAAGAAGGCACAAGAGCAACUGGCAGAAGAGGUUGCAGAUGUUGUGGUAUCAGAAUCUUCUCAAGGUAGUGGUGGAAAAGGAAUGGAGUUUGAUGAUCUAAUUGGUUCAUUAGCUUCUAACCCUUUCUUAACAAGGAAACAGAUCCCACGAACUCCAGAAAAUCUGAUUACUGAAAUUAGAAGCUCAUGGAGAAAAGCUAUUCAAGCUGAAGAUACAGAAUUGACUCAGACAGAUAAGAUAAAAGAUGCUCCAUUGGAUCUAGAAUCUGCAGUUUGUAGCCGAAUAGAUGAUAGUAUGGCCUGCUUUAUGUCUGACCUUAAUGUUUCUAACUUACACGAAGAGGAAUCUUCAUUACGUCAGAUGUUACCUGAACUUAAAAAGCAGAUGGUGGUUAGUCACAUCAGUGAAUUAGCAACACCAAUAACAGCUACAAGAAUGCCAGAUAGUGAAAGAUCUUGGGAACUUGGAUCAAAACCUAUUGUUUCAUGCAAAACUGUCAUAGAAAAUCCAGAAGAACUUGUUUUUCCAGCUGUACUUAAGAGCACAAAUCCCUUGGUUAGUAGUGUAGAGAGAGAUAUUGAAACAGAUGCUCUAUCACAUUAUGUUUGUCAAAAUUCUUCAGUUAAUACAACUCUGUCAUGGGAUGCAUCUCAAAUGGUAAGUGGCACUAGUUCUGACAGUCAUGACGUUAUCCCAUUUGGAAUAUUACAUGAGACUUUUCCAGAGGAACUUGGCAACAUUAGUCUUAAUAGCUCUAAAAGUCUGGAGACUGAUGAUGAAGUUGAAGGUUACUCGAGGGACAGCAAGUCCUUGGAAAACCUAACAAAAUAUGAACAGGCUGCUCAAGAAGGCACACUGAAUUUACAGUCUAUUCGCAACAGGUAUGAAGCACUGAUAAAGAGAGAUUCAUUUCAGUCACCAACUAGAAAACAAUUUUUUCGGUAUAGAUCAGAGAUAAACCUUACUCCAACAUGCACAGAAACAGAAGUAUUUAGUCCUGCAGGAAAACACUAUGCAUUGGAUGCAGAGUACAUCAAGACACCUUCAUGCAUAUCUUCUGAAAGAAAGCAUACUCCAUCACUGAUUGCAUUUUCUCCAGGUCAAGAGAGACUAAAGUCAAUGACACAAAAGAAACCUGGAGAUUCUCUGCAUAUCUUGAAGGAAGAAAAGAAUUUGAAGGAGAAGCUGGAUCCAAAAGAAUCAUCUGAUAUAAAGAUGCAAAGAUGAAGCAGUUUCACAAUUAAUAGAACGAUGUAUUUGGAUGUGUAAAGGCUUGGGUACUAAACAAUUAGACAUAAUUAAAAUGCUAUUUGUAAUUUACAUUUUUCAAACUACUAGGUUUUUUUAAUACUUCAGUUUAAAACUAGUAAAGGGCCUUUUUGAGAAUUCAUUUAAGCAUGUGCAUUAAGUUAUCAAGGGGUAUCCUCCUUUAGUUCUAAAUUUUGCGAUGCUUCAAUAUUAAAUUAUCACACCAAUUGUGAAGGGACUUGGAAGAAAAAGGCUGGAUCCUUUUAAAGGCCUCCUUUUCUCAAGUCCAUAUUUGGGAGGCAAACUUCAUUCCCCAAUCUGACUUGUGAAGUUUGUUUAUUGGAGGUUCAUUUAUAUGGAAGCUCUCUUUUCUGCCACCAGUCUAGGGAUGUAAGUGACUCAUCAACUAUUCAAUAAGCAUAAGCUUAUCGAAUGGUUGAGUGGUGACUUGACUAGUUGCUCCUCCCCGCAGGCAUCAAGGGUUGGGGGCAGAAGCUGGUCCUGUAGGGAGCCAUCAUAAAAGCGAGGUUUCUCUCCCCCCUCCCGCAGCACCAUGUCUGGAGGAGGCAGAGGCAUAGCGGGAGAUGGGGUGUGAGCCAGAAAUCAGUUGAUUCCCAGCUCACGCCCAGUCCCCAAUGCUGUGCUGCUGUUUUUUAAAUGUAUUAAAAGCUAUCAGGCUCUUAAUACAUUUAAAAGGCAGAGCCACAGCGGGGUUAACUCCCGGGGCUGGGAGCUAACCUUGCUGUGGCUCUUUAGUGUCUGUCCCCCUUAUCAGCUAGUCAAUGGAAAUUCACUGACUAGUUGACUAAACUCAAUUUAACAUCCCUACACCAAUCUGGUGCUCCGACACCAUAGCAGCAUGGUUCCACUUGUCGUCCCCUUGGUUUAUAGCACAUGUUAGUCAGGAAAAAUAGAUGGACUAUUCAGAAAAGGCCUGGAGAUGUUUUCAGGUGGGAGUCAAGUGGAAGAAAGGCAUCUAAAGAGUAGGACAAACAAGUGUAAGUGCACUAACACUGUAAGUCCACUAACGAAACCAAUUAGAAAUCCACUUGUCAGAUCAAGUAACUUAGGAUACUUGUCUAAACUUAGACUUCAUGUUUGACUGUCUUGUGUUAUUUAUACUUUGUUAUUAAAUAGUUGAUUAAAAUGAAGUUUUUGUAACAGGAUUAAACUAUUUAUAUAAAAUUAAACUUUAUCCUGCAAACUCAA
Molecule: messenger RNA, 4857 nt
Organism: Pelodiscus sinensis (Chinese soft-shelled turtle)
Lineage: Eukaryota; Metazoa; Chordata; Testudines; Trionychidae
Source: RefSeq, a predicted model, not a curated record